UAUCUAUCUUCUAGAAGUGUUCAUUGACCGCAAAUUUCAUGUCAUAUGACUGCUAGAGUGGUUCGACUCUGACAUUUCCCUGGUCAGCAACCUUGGUCGAUUUUCGUACUCUCCGAUCCUCUCCCACUGUAAAAGCGAGGCCUAAGCUCUUCCAUCGUAUCAUGGUUACUCGAUUUGGACAGCGAGCUUCAACCUCGAUCCAUUGAGAUCGAAGCGAGACGCCACGUGCCUGAACUCCGUGGAGGCCCUGUCCCAUGAAGAACUCAAAGCUGUCUUUUCGCUAAACAAGGAUCAGUCCAUCCAUUUGAAAUGGAACGUUCGAGAGCUGGACCAGCUCUGAUGAAUUAGAGGUAAGUGUUCACGGUACGCGGCCGUCUUUGAGAGGGCAUGAUAAAUAUCACCGUGUGCUCUGAUGGUGACCCGAGGGAUCUGUCACCCCCUGAACAAGAGCCAUACUGCGAACAUAUCUCAGCAACAGCAAAAUCAACUUGAAACCGACAAGCGAUACCAAACCUCAGCUUUAAACCAUUCUCUGUUUGUGCCCUGCUCCACAUUUGCGAAUCGCAGAGUCAUUGAAAGCAGACAUUCGGGAUCUCUCGCGAUGGCAACGCUCGAAUGUUUUCUGCACCCUCAUCAUAUUUCUCUGGUGGACAGGCACUCUUUGCGCGCAAAGCUCCAACACGUGGGCGACGCCUACUACAACGUCGACGCCCUGCCUUCACACCACGGAGUGCUAGCCCCAAAGUUCGAUGUCUUCGAGAUAGACUCCAGCGGUGAGGGCGGCAGCGAAAGCAGCGCAGUGCCCGAAAGCGUGACUGGCUGGCUGCUUAUGGGAGAUGUUCCCGGAGUCAGGCCUGAAGAUGUGAAAAUUGAAUGGAUCGACGAGAAAAUCAUCUUCAUACGUGGAAAGGUUCAAGGCUCCACGGCUCUUAACUUGGAUUCAUUGGAAGCUUUCCAGGGAAUCGAGAUUGCCCAUUUGAAACCUCUCCAUAGGGAGAGACAAGAGGGAUCCUUCGAGCGUUCUGUUACUUUCCCGGAAAAAGUAAAGGUCAAGAACGUGGACAUAGCAGUUCAGGACGGGCUUGUGCUGGUCAAAGUGUUGAGGGAAACUUAAGGGGAGCGGAGCCACGGUGAAUGGAUAGGGCAAUUAAGAAAAGGCAUGGCUUGGAAACAUUAUUUGCAUGGAAUAUACGCUGGCUGUGGCCCGCAUGCAGGUGUGCGGCCUGAUGCCAUUUCCUGCCUAAAUGAAAUAUUUUGGAGACCUUAAGUCUAUUUCAAUGCAUCGGGAGCUUGAGCGAGGGGGCGUGAUGCCUACCUACCUAGGUAGGUACCUCCCGGUACCUUGUCCAGAUCUACCCCGUUCGGUUGCACCCGAGUCCUUGG
Molecule: messenger RNA, 1383 nt
Organism: Exophiala xenobiotica
Lineage: Eukaryota; Fungi; Ascomycota; Eurotiomycetes; Chaetothyriales; Herpotrichiellaceae
Exons: 1
Coding region: 413-1114 (233 amino acids)
Source: RefSeq, a predicted model, not a curated record